Mesorhabditis spiculigera is the source of this 891-nucleotide messenger RNA. Lineage: Eukaryota; Metazoa; Nematoda; Chromadorea; Rhabditida; Rhabditidae. The record is from the annotation of a GenBank genome assembly.
AUGGCGUCUAGUUCACGGAAUUGGGCCAAGCAGCUUUACUGGUCGGCCAUCCCGGCUUAUGGUUGUGGAUAUCUUCUUGUACACAGCAUGCGCGAUUAUGGGCUGCCCAUAGAAUAUCUAUACGUUGAUCGACAUGCCAUGGAGCCAUCGGAAGGAUUCUUGUCUCUGGUAGAGUCUGAAGUGGAUAAAAUGAAGGGACUUCGAAAUGCAAAGUUAAAAGUUACGAUGACGGACAAAAUGGAGCCGAAGGUCUACGGAGGAUUUUUUCUAAACCGAGGUGCCGAGAUCCAGUUUCCGUUGCGAUAUGCCUUCUCGGAUGUUGAGCACUUGAGAAGACAAGGUGCCCAUAUCGAAUUGGAUCUCGGAUAUGCGAAGAAUCGGCGUAAAUUGGAAGUGAACAGUGAAAUAUGUCAGCAGCUGUUCGAGAGGAUAUUACUUACCGAUUCUGCAAAACGUUUUGCGAUUCAGCGAGAACUGCAAAUAGCUAACAGUGGGCUGAUCUUCUCUUUUCCAAUCAUUACUCAAGCGGCGGUUUUUCUUGGCGGAUACUUGAGCGUCCCACUGCUGGCGCCAUUUUUGGGACCUACCAUUCCCUAUGUCUUGGCCUUCUGUGCUUCAACAGCGUCAUAUGUGGCGCUGAGGCCCGUGUUCGAUGGCUACUUAACAAGGCUUGCUGAUAAAUUGACAUUGACCGAACAUCCUGAAUAUCUUGCGGGUGCCCGAGACUACUUCCAAAAUGUCCUGAGCCUAAACCGGUUACUACGGCGGAUUAUGGGCGCGGAAGGCGAAGCGUGUAUUAAAAAGGAUGGCGAAUCCCGGCUUGAUGCUCUUCCGAUCCACACGCGGCUAGCGGCGGUAGAAGAGCGAGCUCAACAGUCGAAUAAUCGGGUC